This is a messenger RNA of Plasmodium knowlesi strain H, 2325 nucleotides long. RefSeq names its product conserved Plasmodium protein, unknown function. NCBI's taxonomy places the organism in Eukaryota, Apicomplexa, Aconoidasida, Haemosporida, Plasmodiidae. The transcript has a single exon. Bases 1 to 2325 code for a protein of 774 amino acids. The record is from RefSeq and is a predicted model, not a curated record.
AUGAUAAAAAAAAAUUCAAAGGAUUUAAAAAACUCAUCACUGAAUUUGAGCUUGCUAAAUGGGGAAACGGAAGGAGGAGGAGACACAGCAGAGGCUGACGAGGAUGACCGUUUGGGGGUGGAAGCAGGUGUUGACAAAAUACCAAGGAAAAAGCUAACCAAUUUAAUCAUCCUGGAUAAGGGGGCAGGGAUAGCCAAAUUUAAGAGGUUUUCUCGGUUGAAGACGCUUGGGAGGUCAGGGGGCGCUACAUAUGAAGCGACAUGCCAGGUGGAAGAGGAGAUGCAAGAGGAAGAAGCGCAACCAGAAUGCCAAGGGGAACCCGCCGAUAAUUAUCCCUCAUAUAAGAAUCCCGGUAGUACCUACCUGAGCAAAAGCAACGGAAAAAAAAGUUCCAAGGGAACAGGAAAGCGUGAUGGUAGUCCAAAGGUGAGGCGAAAAUUUUCUGCUCUCCUAGGAAUGAUAGGUAAAAAAAAAAACGUCAAAGAUUAUGAUGAUCUCAAAAAAGAGGAGGUCGAAAGUUCGACGAGUUGCAUACCUUUCGGUGGAAGCGGAAUUUCUUUGAGCACAUCAGGGGAUGAAAUAACGUGUCCAAAAAUGGUGAGUGCGGAGUUGCCCGUUUUCACCACAGAAAGUUCUCAAUCAGGGAGGAAGGAAUGUCUAUACCAUUGUGAUAAUGGCGAGGGAAGUUUGAAGGAGUCGCGGACUGGGUCAGAGAAAAAGGAAAGGGGAAAGGCGCAAAACGAGGCAAACGCUAAAAGAGCAGAAGGGGCAAAUUCCGAAGAGUGCCGAAAAUAUGAUGAAUGGAAAGAGGUGAAGGGGCUCGCCGCAAGCGAAGCAGACCAUAUCCACCGCAUCCAUCGCCCUGUCCGUGUGGAGAGAAAUAACAUGCCGUGUCUAGAGAACAUAAAACAACUGCUUCACCUGUCUGAUGAGGAAAUGAAGGACUUGGUCCAGAUAUCCAGCUUUCAGAUAGAUCUAGACAUAAAUACCAUUUACUCUAACUUACUCAAGGAAAGUAGCGAAAGCUCUAUAUCUACAUACAAUAUAAAUAACAAUAAGAAUAUUUUUGACGUAAGACAAUUUAGAGGACAUUCAAAUGAAAAAAUAACAACCUAUAAGGAGACCUCUUCUCUGAAUUGGGUUACAUAUGUGUGUAACAUCUCUAUUCAAGAGAGCUUCUAUUUUUGUUAUAAUAUAUAUGAGGAACCUUCCUCUUCGAUUUACUGCUCUGCUGCUUCCAACGGGGAGACCUCCCUGUGGGAAAAUUGCUCCGGGAUAAAUUUACAGAACCAAGGGAAUAAUAAAAGGGAAGAAAAAGAAGAAAAAAGAAAAAGUGUCCAAUUGGAUAAUACAGGAGGAGGUCUAAAUGCGCACAUCCAGAAGGAGAUAAAAAAAGAGAAUUACUUAAUGACAAAUGAAUACAUCGAUAGCAGCUUUGAUGAAAUAUAUUACAUUCAGAGGAUUAAUGCAGAUAACGAUUCAUUGUUCGUUUUUGCUAGAAUUUAUGAGAUAUAUAUUUUUUCAAAGAAAUGGAAUAGGAAUGGAAGUGGUGGAAAGGGUAGUGCAAAUAUAGAGGGGGAGACACUUUCUGAUGAGUCCUCUCCAUGCAGCACGAAUGUUUCUGUGUAUGUGCUCGUAGUUUUAAAAAAUAACCUCCUUAAAUAUAUCAUAAGAAAAAAAAUACUUAACCAAAUUAGCAGACGCGUAGAAAAAUGGAAAAAACACAUCAUCAUAAAAGCUGAACUUAUUAAGAACGAUUCCGUACCAUUGUGUAUUCGAAUGAUUGAAAGAAAUGAUCAUAUUGUAGAUUACGUCGUUAAAAAUGUAGCAUACUUUUUCGAUAAUUAUUUGCGAGAUUUCCUCCACCUCCUUGUUGUACAUGUGAAUGACUUUUUUGGUUUAGGUGAAAAUAGGACUCUGGAAAAUUAUUUCGAACGCUCAAGUAAAAAAAUGUAUCAUUUCGUUGAGAAGAAGAAAGUUCGCCUGCGAAACAUGUAUAAUGAUAUUGUAAAAAAAAAUGAGGACAAAAAAAAGAAAAAAAAAGUAAAACAAGGUAUCCAGGCUAACCAGAAGAAGUACACAUUUUUUACAUAUCUGUUUAAAGGGAAGAAGGAACAUAAAAUGGUUGACUCUCCUCCGAAGGAUGAAUAUUCAUUUUGGAUUUCCAUUUUUGAGCCAGCCUUUUAUUAUAUCACCUCAAAUACAGUGGCACACAAUUACAUCAUUUAUAUGAACCAUAUUUAUUAUAGAAGACUACUUUUUUUGUAUCUUUUCGUUUUUGUAGUUUACUUAGUAGUAAGCCCUUGUCCAGUGGGUGCCCUGUAA